AUGUCCACCAACAAUAGUCAGGACACUAACACAGAAAAAUUUCAAGAGAUGCUAAGGAGAACUAGCGAUAGGUUGAGAGGUGGCUCAGUCCCACCGCCAGACUCAGAACCAGUAGUACCUAAUGCUAUAUCGGCCAGAACUACUGCCCAGCGUGGGAGGGGAUGUGGACGCGGACGUCGUGAUGGUACAUCGUCUACUAGGACCAGUGGUCAACCUUCCGCGGUGGAUAGCUCGACGCCUGUUGUGACCUUAACGGUACCAGGAGCAAACACCCAACCCCCACCUGCAUUACCUGCUCCAGGUGAUUUGGAUACCGGCCCAGAGCCUCCUCCAUCAACUCUCCAAGCCCCAACAGUCGACGCAACCGCACAAGGAAAUGGUGGAACGUUGGUAUUGCAUUCCGGUGGUCUAAUUGCAAGAGAUAACGUGGUUGUUACACCCAGCUUGCGUUCACCGAACCGCAGAGCUACCGUCACGGCCGUCGGAGAGAGUCCUCCAAAAGGAUUUCAGUCUUGGCUCCUAGCCAAUGGUUUAACAGUUGUUAACGACUCCAAUGCGAAUUCAUCGAACCGUCAAGGUGUCACCUCCGCGAUUACCCAAAGCCUAGCUUCAGCUGUUACAGGACAACACCAAUCGGCUCCUCUUUCUUCAUCAUCCUUAUCAACGGGUCCGGCACCAGUCAACACAGUUGCUCCUGCGAAAAAGAAAGUCUGGGACUUGACAAAAGACGAUGACGAUAGUGUAAAAGAUACCACGGAUUCAGCGACAAAGAAGAAAGCUGAAGUUGGUGAAGCGGGAAUUCAGACACACGGUUUGGUUGCGUUGUCGAGAUACUGGGAUGAUAAAAUGAGACCGAUGGACGGAUACGUUCCUUUAUCAAUCUUUAAUCCAAUAUGGUUACGUCAAGACUUACUUAGAGUGAAACCAAAAGCUAAAGGAGAUAAAGAAGAGACUCGUUAUUCAGGAUUACACGUACCAGAUGAAUGGAAAAUGACUUUUGGUGAAUGGGUAACAGCCUUUGACGUCUUUGUGUCUUACCUUUGUUAUUAUGACCAUGGCAAGCUGGCGGAUAUGUUCCUAAUUCAUAAGGCAAAUGUUUUGGCAAUCAAGGCGGAGCGGUUAUGUUGGCCUAUGGCAUUUUGUUAUGACCAGGCGGUUAGGACGACGGUGAUGACAAUUCGGAACGAAGAUGGUAAACUUGCCAAUCCUGCCGUUCGGGAUGAAACCUUAGAACGCAAUGCCCGGCUUGAUAGUGAGCGGAUGAACGACUUUCAGCCUCGGUUUUGUGAUAUCAAUCCUUAUGCAGACUUUGAAUGCAAAUCCAACAUCAAUCCCAUUUCUGGGGAGCUGCUUCCAGGCAGCGUAAUUCAAAACGGUACCAUUAUGAACUCACACAUGAAUCACUCGACCCACCCCGGUAAACCCAACACUAGGUCUUGGGCCUUUGCAAAUCAGUCUCAACCAUUCACACAUCAUCCAGCACAAUACGGAAGCCAGCCGGUGUACGACGGACCUGGAAGUUCAGGGUACCUUCAUUAUGAAGAUCGCCAAGGUGGAGGUCGUAAUGUGCGUGGAAGGGGUAGGGGUGGUUCGUGGAACAAUCAUAGUGGUGGUGGUAGAGACGAUUGUUAUGAUAGCCAGAGGGGUGAUGGUGGCAGAUCUUGGCGCAAGGAUGAUAGGCAAGAGGAUCGACGAGGAGGCAAUCGCGAGGUGACAGGCCCAAAAUAUGGUGGCGGGAAUAAGGCAAAGCUUGUGGUGGUUUGUUUGACCAUCGUAGCAGUUGUUGAGUUGGGGUACUCCUUACCUAAUGACUCGUUACUUCCUAGAAAGUUUGUUCUGACCAAAAACUUGAAUCCUACCCUUCCUGAUAUUCGCGGUGUAGAUUUGAUUGGAGAUCUGAAAUCCGGAGUCCAAGUGCGAACCCAGAAGUUAGGCGGUCUGACAGCUGGUCAGAUGUCGGUGAUGUGA
This is a messenger RNA of Melampsora larici-populina 98AG31, 1968 nucleotides long. RefSeq lists its product as uncharacterized. NCBI's taxonomy places the organism in Eukaryota, Fungi, Basidiomycota, Pucciniomycetes, Pucciniales, Melampsoraceae. The record is from RefSeq and is a predicted model, not a curated record. The coding region runs from base 1 to 1968 and encodes 655 amino acids. The transcript has 4 exons.